This is a messenger RNA of Lodderomyces theae, 945 nucleotides long. RefSeq names its product syntaxin (gene SSO2). Bases 1 to 945 code for a protein of 314 amino acids. Lineage: Eukaryota; Fungi; Ascomycota; Pichiomycetes; Serinales; Debaryomycetaceae. The record is from RefSeq and is a predicted model, not a curated record. The transcript has a single exon. Gene Ontology annotation, cellular component: endomembrane system; plasma membrane; SNARE complex. Gene Ontology annotation, biological process: exocytosis; vesicle fusion; intracellular protein transport. Gene Ontology annotation, molecular function: SNARE binding; SNAP receptor activity.
AUGAGCAGAAACCCGUAUCAGAACCAGCCAUACCAGGCUCAGAACCAGAACUCAUAUGAGUUGAGUGACAUAAACAACGGCCGCAACACCAAUUACAACAAUUAUUCUGCGGGCCCAAAUAGUGCUGCUACAAAACAAUACUCAUCAUCAAAUGAGGAUGACUUUGUCCAGUUUAUGAAUGAGAUUCAAGAUAUCAACUCACAAUUGGACAACUACUCCAACAUCAUCAACUUAAUUGACAAUAAACAAAAGAGUUUCUUGUACAAUAUCGACUUGAAUGACGAGGAUACCGAAUACAGUUCUCAACAAAUUGAUAGUUUAGUUGGUGAAGCUCAGUCGUUGCAACUAGAUUUAAAAGCUAGGAUAAAGAAUGCCCAAGUUGAGGCAGUACACUCAAAAGACCAAACCAAGGUUGACCAAGCUGAAACUUGUAGAAAAAGAUUUUUGGAUCUUAUCCAAGAUUAUAGAUUAGUUGAGGCUAAAAACAAGGAAUCAUCCAAGGAGCAAGCUGCUAGACAAUAUCAGAUUAUCAAACCAGACGCCACACAAGAGGAAAUUAGAGCUGUUGUUGAAGAUGGAUCUCAACAGUAUUUCCAACAAGCUUUGAUGCAAAGCAACAGAAGAGGUGAAGCUCGUUCGGUAUUGAGUGAGGUCCAAGUUAGACACCGAGAACUUUUGAAAUUGGAAAAGACCAUGGCUGAAUUGACUCAAUUGUUUCAUGAUAUGGAAGAGUUGGUUAUUGAACAAGAUCAACCAAUUCAACAAAUCGAGGAACAAGUUGGAACUGCUCAACAUGACAUAGAACAAGGUGUUGGUCACACAAACAAAGCAGUCAAGAGUGCCAGAGCUGCCAGAAAGAAGAAGAUUUGGUGUUUGGUUAUUGUCAUUAUUAUCAUCAUUAUUCUUGCUGCAGUUCUUGGUGGAUACUUUGGAAGCAAGAAUUGA